GUGUGACAGCAGGGGGCGCUGCUCGCUGAGGCUCUAUUCAUUAACAUGAAGUGCAGGUUUUACCAUCAGAGCUGAAUUACAAUACAGGAAGCUGCAUCUGUCUACGUGCCUUUUACCUCGUCCAAMCCUCCACCCAGCCUUCAUCUGUCCCUGUUCCACUCUGCACGACUCAGAGACAUCAGGGACUUCAGAGGUGCAGGUGCUGAAGAGUUUCAGACAUGUCUUUGUUCCAGCUGUUGAGGAAGAGGAAGGAGAUCAUCCCUCUGGUGGGCUUCACGGUGUUAGCAGCGACAGGAGCCACCACAGCUAGUCUUUACUUCCUGUUCACUAAACCUGAUGUGAUUCUCAACAAGACGUCCAACCCAGAACCAUGGGAGAGACUGGACCCAUCCAAACCCCAGAAGCUCCUCACCUUCAACCAGCAGUGGAAACCAGUGGAGGAGCUGGAGCUGGUCAAAUCCAUGACCAAAUGAGUCCUUCAGAACCGGCCUGACCCGGUCCACCUGAUCCACCUGCCCCCAUCAGUCCAACAGAAUCCUUUCUGCACAAACUGGGACCGUUUGACACUCAGUGUGUGGACAUUCUUCUGCUCAACUGAUCUGGCUCUGCACAGGAACCAGCCGACCCGUUUGGUACCAGAGGUUCUGGAUCUCCUUAAUGUUGAAGAUAUUCUUCUGUCGAGUGUCAAUAAAUCCUGAAUUUCCUCAGGCGGGACAAUAAAGCCUGUUUCUAUUUUA
Molecule: messenger RNA, 737 nt
Organism: Austrofundulus limnaeus
Lineage: Eukaryota; Metazoa; Chordata; Actinopteri; Cyprinodontiformes; Rivulidae
Gene: coxfa4l3
Product: chromosome unknown C15orf48 homolog
Exons: 5
Coding region: 219-473 (84 amino acids)
Cellular component (GO): respiratory chain complex IV
Source: RefSeq, a predicted model, not a curated record